Molecule: messenger RNA, 1217 nt
Organism: Labeo rohita (rohu)
Lineage: Eukaryota; Metazoa; Chordata; Actinopteri; Cypriniformes; Cyprinidae
Gene: gatd3
Product: glutamine amidotransferase class 1 domain containing 3
Exons: 7
Coding region: 70-855 (261 amino acids)
Cellular component (GO): mitochondrion
Source: RefSeq, a predicted model, not a curated record
AUAUGUGUCUAUGUGCUUCUGUAUGUCAGUAACUCCGAGGAAGACAGUGGUUGUUCGGCGCACUCCUCCAUGUCCUCAUUCUGCACCAUGUUUGCGCUGCGCCCGCUGUUCCGUUCUGCGCACAUCAAAUAUGCCGCUGCUGCUCAGUUUCAUGCAACUUCAAACUGCAGUGGCGCAAAAGUCGCUGUUGUGUUGUCAGGAUGUGGUGUCUAUGAUGGCACUGAAAUCCAUGAGGCAUCAGCAAUCCUUGUGCAUCUAAGUCGGGGAGGUGCAGAGGUUCAGAUGUUUGCUCCCGAUGUGUCUCAGAUGCAUGUGAUAGACCAUGGCAAAGGUCAACCUGUGGAGAAAGAGUCGAGGAACGUCUUAUCAGAAUCAGCACGUAUCGCUAGGGGCAGUGUCACUGACCUGGCAAAACUGAAUGUCGGCGAUCAUGAUGCAGUCAUCUUUCCUGGUGGUUUUGGUGCAGCUAAAAACCUGUCAACAUUUGCCAGUGAUGGGAAGGACUGUAAAGUGAAUAAGGAAGUGGAGCGAGUUUUAAAGGGGUUCCAUAAAGCAGGAAAGCCAAUAGGGUUGUGCUGUAUUUCUCCAGUGCUGGCAGCGAAAGUUCUUCCUGGUGUGGAUGUGACGGUGGGCCAUGAGGAGGAGGAAGGUGGGAAGUGGCCAUAUGCUGGUACUACACAAGCCAUCACUGCACUGGGAGCCAAACACACUGUCAAAGAAGUCACCGAGGCCCAUGUGGACAAGAAGAACAAGGUGGUGACCACACCUGCAUUCAUGUGUGAAACAAAAUUGCACUUGAUUUUUGAUGGGAUUGGUGCGAUGGUGAAAGAUGUCCUAAAGCUCAGCGGGAAGUGAUAAUUCAACCAAUAUAUCAGGAUUUUCAUGUUCACUGCAUAGAGCUUGUCAGUCAUAUCGGAUCUGUAUCAGACUGCUUAAAUGAAAGAGAGUAGGCUAUUUCUUACCUGAUUUGCAAAACAAGUGUGUGAAAGAUAUGACAGACAUUACUAAUCAAAGAUAUAUCUGCCUGACAGUGUUAAAUGGUAUUUUGAUGAAUAUCCAGCAGAGGGCACUCCCUGUAUUUAAAAAAUAUAAUGUGAAUUUUAUGUAGCUCAGUGAUUUCUUUACAUUUUGCAUUUAAUGGAAAACUCAUCAGUUGUUCAAAAAAAUGAAUUGAGAUUUCAGAGUAUCGAAUUAAUACAAUGCACCAGUUUGACAAC